UAUUUCGGGUUCGCACUGUAGCGUGUGUCGUCGUUGACAGUGACUGAUACUGAUACUGAUACCACAGAUAUACGUAAAUCUGUGCUGAUACUGAUGCUGAUACUGAUACUGACUGAUACGGAAAUGAUUUUCUACUUAGGCAAAUUUUUUUUCUAUUACGCACGGGUGUAGGAAAGUCUUAGAAAAACUAUAUUUACAAUGACCUGAUUCUCGCAUCACUACGCUUUAUUGUGUGUGUCAAUUCUGAAAUGUAUUUUUCAUGGAAGAAUUGGCACAAAAGUGUGCUGAAAAGAACACAAUGCAGAUAAACUCGAAGUUCAACAAGUUUAUCUAAAUCGUCACAAUGAUCCUCUAACCUCGUGCAUAUAAUAUGUACAUCAUACGCAUCAGGUCCAGAAUACCGAUCAGAAAAAACAUGACGAAUUUGUUCCACUCCAACUUCUUGGUUAUUAAUUGGCACUACUACAUCUUGGGAAUAAUAAUUUAUUUGGUCGUCUGUUUACUUCUUCAUUUGAAGACGAAGUAUACCGAUCACCAAACCGCUCAGACGAGCGGCGAAGAAGAAGAAACUGAAACGCCACAGACGGAUAACGAGAAUAGGUGGCAUUUGGGCGAAGAUUGCGAACAUAUUCCGCUCGUUUACAAAAAAGUACCGCCACACGAGGCCGUUGCGAGAUCGAAGGAGUUUUACGAGUACAUGAAUGCCAGAAGGACCGUUCGUCAUUUCAGCAACGAGGAAAUCCCGCCCGAGAUUAUUGCUAAUGUUAUUAAAACUGCGGGUACCUCCCCAAGUGGCGCCCACACAGAACCAUGGAAAUUUGUCGUAGUAAAAUCUUCAGAGUUGAAGCAAAAGGUGAGAGAAAUAAUAGAAGCGGAGGAGGAGAUCAAUUACAGAAAACGUAUGGGAAAGGUGUGGGUGGACGAUCUGAAAUUCUUGCGCACGUUUUGGGUUAAAGAGUAUCUCACUGACGCUCCAUGUCUCAUAUUCGUGUUUAAGCAGUCCUACAGUAUCCGCGACGGCAGAAAGCAAAGGCACUACUAUUGCGACGAAAGCGUUCACAUAGCGACUGGGUUACUGCUUGCGGCGAUACAUUACGCCGGCUUGGUGGCGCUCACCUCUACACCGCUGAAUUGUGGUCCGGCUCUACGAAAACUCCUCGAUCGCCCAAAGGAGGAAAAGUUAGCUGUUCUUCUGCCGGUAGGUUAUCCCGCUAAGGACUGUACAGUACCGGAUAUAGCUCGCAAACCUCUUCAAGAUAUAUUGGUAGAGCUCUAGGGGUGCAGAUCAAUGUAUCAAAUGCAAUAUUUGUAUCUACACUAUUAUCUAAACACAAUAAACGUUCUAUUAUGUUUCUA
Messenger RNA from Photinus pyralis (common eastern firefly), 1356 nucleotides. Its product is annotated as iodotyrosine deiodinase 1. The coding region runs from base 371 to 1276 and encodes 301 amino acids. The record is from RefSeq and is a predicted model, not a curated record. Lineage: Eukaryota; Metazoa; Arthropoda; Insecta; Coleoptera; Lampyridae. The transcript has 6 exons. Gene Ontology annotation, molecular function: oxidoreductase activity.